Molecule: messenger RNA, 4615 nt
Organism: Micropterus salmoides (largemouth bass)
Lineage: Eukaryota; Metazoa; Chordata; Actinopteri; Centrarchiformes; Centrarchidae
Gene: sema4e
Product: semaphorin 4e
Exons: 16
Coding region: 1869-4430 (853 amino acids)
Biological process (GO): neural crest cell migration; negative chemotaxis; negative regulation of axon extension involved in axon guidance
Molecular function (GO): semaphorin receptor binding; chemorepellent activity
Source: RefSeq, a predicted model, not a curated record
GUAGUGUUGUAGUACUCGAGACCGGUCUUGGUCUAAAGACCACUUUUUGAUGGUCUUGGUCUUGUCUCUGACUCGACCGCACUUGUACACGGUCUUGUCUUGCGCUUGGAUAUUGAGGACUCGGGAUUUUAUUUCAAGACCAUACAUAACUUUGGGAAUAUCAAUAAAUUGCUUUUGCAUUGUCUGAUUUAUUUGUUAACAUCCAAACUUUGAUUGGAUGUAAAACGUACUGCUUCAAAUGCAACGAAUUACCCUAAUUAAAAAUAUGUUGUUACCGUUAACGACUGUCACUCCUAACCGCGAUGGUAAACAUGGAAAAGGAGUGUUGAAUAAAGAUGCUUACAUUGAUUUCAGCUAUUAGUUUUUGUAUGUGGGUGUUUUAAUGGGAAUUUGGAUCUUUCAGAUCAGUUUGAGAAGCACCUAUGAUCUCGUUCCACAUUUUAUUUUGUGUCAUGUAAUGUGGAGAACUGGUCUUGUCUCAGUCUCGAUAAACUCUGGUCUUGGUCUUGACUUGGUGUCGGUUUGGGCGGUCUUGCCUACAACACUAGACUCAGGUCUUGCUCAAGUCUUGUUAAUAAUGUUUAUCACAGAAGGACAAGAGAAAAUGUAUCAGCAAAGGUCUAAGAUGUUUUUUCAGUUUAACAUGAAGGUCAGUGUAAAUGGGGGCGGCUAACACACCUUUUUCUUUUUUAUGUGUAUAUUUUCCUUUUCUAGUUUGUCUCUUGAUUUGUGAAGUUGGAAAACGGAAAAUAUUAUAAAUAAAACAUAACAAACAUAAGAAGUGAAUGUCAGUAAUGUAAGAUGCGGGGAUUUGAUGUAAAAAAACAAAACAAAAAUACAGGUGUUUGUGCUUUGUUUUUUCCCUGCCUUAUGGUCUAUGUAUGUUACUCAGGACGUUAUGCAGGUAUCAAGUUCAACCACAUAAAACCUCUAAAAAGUAGGCUUAUGGCUAAAUCUAUCAAAUCUAAUUAUAAAUAGAAUAGUUUAUAUUUCUGUGCAGGUGCAACAGACCAAUUAAAUCAUCCAUAUAUAAGACCCCAUGCAUGAAAAGAAGCUCCCACACCUCUAGGUAAUGUUAAUCCAUCACUCCUGUUUGCACCAAUAAUGCUGUGCUACUUGUUAGGGCCUGUUGUAAAAAAAAAAAAAAAGGAAAAAAUACUUGCCACCCUCCAGUUCCUUUUAUCUUUUACCUCGCCCAUCUUGAGUCAGCUGUGCACUCCAGUGAAAGAUACAAGUAUACGAGAACAAUGAAAUCGUAAUCAGACCUAGGAUCAGAUCCUUCCCACGUCUUAACGAGGUAACAAAAAAACGGAGUAGCAGCCAGCCAUUCAGGUCCUUCUCAGCGCGAGAGCCGCUCUACAAUAACGACUGACCGCUGUGACUUUCAGAGGACGGACAGAGAUACAGUCCGUCUGCUGAGUUGUAGAGAAGCGCCUUUAUUUCUCCGGUCGGUGGCUUUGAGAAGUGAACCUGCGGUGCUCCUGCGAACAGUCUUUAAAGGAAGUGGCGAGCUACCGCGAGUCAAAGUUUAAGCGUCAGCUGAGUUUGUGCGGCUUGUGUUAUACGCUCGACAGUUUCUAAAUAACGUCCUGCGACUUAGUUUUACUACCAACUGCUGUGGAAUAGAUGAAGAGGCAGUGGUUCAGAAAUAACGCUUAAACUGGUGUUUACGGGAGUAUUUUUUAAAUGGAAGCCUCCGCAGUCUGGGGCGUGUCAGUGAACAGCCUUCGUUGGCUUUGUUUCUGUGGUCUGCGCCAUCUAUCUCAUCAUGGACACCCAACUGAGUGGGGCCAGUAAAGGGGCCAGUGCCCUUCAGUCAGCACAGACCUCAUCACGUCAUAGAUGCCACUCACUGUCUUUACCCCUGUAUGACUGACUGUUACGGAAACAAUAAAGCUUACAUUCCUCUUAGCUUGAACAAAACAGCCAUGCAGCCGCUGCUGUCCCUCAGUGUCUUUUGGCUGCUGCCCCUGGCCUUGACGCUGGAAGAAAACUCACCACUGGACUGCGUCCCCCGUAGAUCUGUGCCUUAUCAUAGGGACAACGCUCACGUGUUUCGUGAGGAGGGAGUGUUCAACUAUUCCACUAUGCUGUUGAGAGAAGACCUGGACCUGCUAGUACUCGGUGCCAGGGAGGCAGUGUAUGCUCUUGAUCUCAAAGACAUCUCAAAGAAACUCGCUUCAGCUAAAUGGGAAGUGACAACACGGCAAAAAGAUGAUUGUAAAAACAAAGGAAAAGAUCCCGAGAUGGAGUGCAAGAACUACAUCAGAAUCCUGCAUAAGAUGGAGGAUAACAGAAUGUAUGUGUGUGGAACCAAUGCUUUUGAUCCUGUGUGUGAUUACAUGUCCUACGCAGAUGGAAACCUGACUCUUGAAAAUAAAGGAGAGGAUGGCAAAGGGAAGUGUCCGUUUGAUCCUUUCCAGAGAUAUGCCUCCGUCAUGUUUGAAAACAAGCUGUACUCAGCCACUUCAAUGAACUUCCUGGGCUCUGAACCCGUCCUGAUGCGCAGCUCUCCGGUCUCCAUACGCACAGAGUUCAAGAGCUCCUGGCUCAAUGAGCCCAACUUUGUUUCCAUGGCUCACAUGUCAGAGAGUGUGAUGAGUGCGUCAGGUGAUGAUGACAAGGUUUACCUGUUCUUCAGUGAGACCGCUGUGGAGUGCGACUGCUACAACAAACUGCUGGUUUCACGUGUGGCCCGCGUCUGCAAGGGGGAUGUUGGAGGUCAGCGGACCUUGCAGAAGAAAUGGACAUCCUUCCUGAAGGCCAGGAUUGACUGUCCGGUGCUUGAGUCCCAGCUGCCGUACAUUAUCCAGGACACUUACCGCUGGUGUGACCCCCAGCAGCCCUGGAAGGACUGUUUGUUCUUUGCCGUCUUCACACCACAGUCGGAUACAUCAGACCUGUCUGCAGUGUGUGUGUACCUCGUGUCUGACAUCAGCAAAGUGUUUGCAGAGGGGAAGUACAAGACCCCAGUCCCAGUAGAAACGUCUUUUGUUAAGUGGGUGAUGUAUAGCGGAGACGUCCCUUUCCCUCGGCCCGGAGCUUGUAUAGACAAUUCAGCUCGUAAAGCGGGCAUAACUCAGACUCUGGACCUCCCGGACCGGACCCUUCAAUUUAUCAAAGAUAAGCCCCUCAUGGACCAUGCUAUCCAGCCAAUAGGAGAGGCACCUCUACUGGUGCGAAGGGGAGCUAAAUUCACACGCAUCAUAGUUAACCAAGUGCAGGCCGCAGAUGGCGAUAAGUACCACGUGAUGUUCAUAGGCACAGAGGAAGGCACAAUGCUGAAAGCAGUGAACUACAAUGGAGAAAUGUUCAUCAUAGAGGAAGUACAACUCUUCCAGGCUCCACAUCCAAUCAAGAUUCUGAAAUUCUCUAAUGUCACGGGUCAGCUCUAUGCAGGCUCAGACUACGGAGCAGCACAGAUACCACUGGCCACCUGUGGGAGGUCCUCAUCCUGUAUGGACUGUGUUCUAGCCAGAGACCCAUACUGUGGCUGGGACACAGUUGGUGGGAAAUGUAUUGUCAUUUCUAAUUCACAGAGAGAGCUAAUCCAAAGUGUGAAAGAAGGAGAUGCCUCUCUUUGCCCAGGUGCUGAUCCGGUUAAGCCUGUGAAUCAGUCCAUCUGGCUCGGGGGUAACGUGAAGCUCAGUUGCCCCUCGCCUUCUAACCUGGGAAAAACCACCUGGGAGCAGGACAGCAGCCCUCUGACCCUUUCGACUCAUCUUCAGCUUCUGCAAGAUGGACUGCUUAUCUUCAACGCCUCACACUCCGACACCGGUGUGUACCGCUGCUUGUCUGUGGAGCGCUCCAAAGCUGGCGAGUACACAACCACUUUGGCUGAGUACCACGUUAGCAUUCCAGAAGGCGGUGAUGACAGGAAUGUGAUUUCUCCUGAAGCUCAGAUCAAUGGCCCCUCCUUGGCUGGACUUCAGGUCGUAGUCGGGUUACUUCUAGUUUCUCUUCUUGCCCUUUUGGCCUGGAACUUUUACAAAGGCCACCUACCGCUGCCCUGGAACUAUAGGAAGAAUAGAGAACAAUCCCAGGAGACUCCAGAUCAGGAGGGACUGAACUCCUGCACAACCUACCAAGAUGCACAGAGGCCCGCAUUGGCAGAGGACAAGCCCCUAGUGUCAGGAAUAGACAACGGCAGCAGGAAUAACAACCACACCAGAGGGGCAGCGGCAUUCAGUGCUGCAGAGGAGAACGAUGACCCGACAUUUACUCCUCCAUCUCUGCAGUCAUCAGUUCAGCAGGAAUUUAGAGUUGAAAUUUCAGUUUAUGGGGCAUUUCCAGUGAGUUGGAGUAUAAAAACAUUCAGAGGGGUUGAAACAUUGUUUUCAGAGUUUGAACUGUUGCGACUAAACACACCAAAAGAUUUUAUAAUACAAUUUUGUAUCAUUGCCAUGAAUUUCUGCUUCACUUUGUUUUAAUGCAGCUGUGUGUACAUUUAAAAGUAUGCUUUAGUUUACUAAUUAUUAUAAAUCCCAUUUUUAGAUUACAAUAAAUUUCAAAGAUUCAUGAUUUUCACAGGGAAUGUACAAUAACUGAAACUGAGCCAUGAUAUUUUUAACCACUAGCUGCGAAGAUUUAGUUUUAUUAAACAUUUUCUACCUGG